Messenger RNA from Musca domestica (house fly), 786 nucleotides. RefSeq lists its product as uncharacterized. The record is from RefSeq and is a predicted model, not a curated record. The transcript is spliced from 4 exons. Bases 164 to 751 code for a protein of 195 amino acids. Lineage: Eukaryota; Metazoa; Arthropoda; Insecta; Diptera; Muscidae.
AUGAUGUCCCACGCACUGGAAUCAUUUGUUUAUUCUUGGAGAAAUUUUGCUUCAAUUGGAGACUCUAUCUACGCACGUCUGUCCGCUGUAUUAAAUUGUGCGAGCUAACAAACGGAGAUUUAUAAUAUUCUAAUCACAAAAAAACAAAAUAAAUAAAUAAAUAAUGAAAAAUAUUGUGUGGAUAUCAAUUGUCAUCAAUUUAUUCCUCCUAACGACUCAAAUAAUCGGUCUGGAAAAUAAGGAUAUACCAUGGUUUAUAUAUCGCAAAAGUAUCUACUACAUCGAUACCAAACCUAAUUAUACCGCCAAAGAUGCCGACAGUAUUUGCCAGGAUAAAAGCAUGAUAUUUCAAAUAUACACAAUUGAUAUUGCCGAUUUAAUGGAAUAUGUCGAUGGGAUUUAUGGUCAUGUGCCGUCAUUUUGGACCUACCACAACUCAUAUUAUGGCCUACGCAUGGGAAGUGGAAAUGAGAAAUCCUGUUAUCGGAUUAAUAAAAUGAAUAAUGCCGUCAUCAAAACCGACUGCGAUGAGAAAAUGGGUCUGUUGUGCAAGCGAGCCUAUACCGGCGCCACUUUGUAUUUUGUCAAUGGAACACGUCAUGACAUCGAUGAGUGUUCCGUUGCGAGAUAUUGCAAUCCCCAUUCGACGGCAUAUGAUCACGUCAUCAAGUUGUGUCUGGUGCACUAUUUCAAAUUCGAUGUGGAUAAUCGGCGAAAUAAAACGAUGUGCUUGGAUGAGGAUUUCCUUUAAGAAUAAUAAAAAUAGAAUUUUUAAUUUUAGAAGAA